Messenger RNA from Staurois parvus, 102 nucleotides. The record is from the annotation of a GenBank genome assembly. NCBI's taxonomy places the organism in Eukaryota, Metazoa, Chordata, Amphibia, Anura, Ranidae.
AUGAUGCACGCUGGUGCGCGUCCAUAUUCGUGUUCAGAGUGUGGGAAAUCUUUCACUAAGAAAAGCCACCUUGUUAGGCACCAGAGAAUUCACAUGGAUUGA